Apis florea (little honeybee) is the source of this 978-nucleotide messenger RNA. RefSeq lists its product as uncharacterized. Lineage: Eukaryota; Metazoa; Arthropoda; Insecta; Hymenoptera; Apidae. Gene Ontology annotation, molecular function: protein dimerization activity; nuclear receptor binding. The record is from RefSeq and is a predicted model, not a curated record. Gene Ontology annotation, biological process: cellular response to hormone stimulus; positive regulation of transcription by RNA polymerase II. Gene Ontology annotation, cellular component: nucleus.
CGGAAAAAAGAGAAAACUUGGAAUUUUGAGGGAGAAAGAUUAUAUACAGAUAAGAAUAAGGAAUAAGAAGGAUCGAACGAUCGAAUGAUCCGUUUCAUUUUGAUUGUUUACAGUAACAAGUGCCUUAACGAAAAAAGACGACGGAACCAGGAGAACCUGUUUAUCGAUGAGCUUGCCGAGCUGAUUUCCGCCACGGACAUGAGCUCUGGCAAGACUGACAAAUGCCAGAUCCUUCAGAGAACCGUCGACCAGACACAACACAUUAACACCCAAUGGUUUAACAAGCAAAAUGUUACCACAACAUUUGUUACAUCACCGAGGAUAAUGUUGCAAUUUCUUCCUUCCCGAUCCUACCGACCUACAACGAAAUCUGAAAGAAACGGAAGCGAAUCAAUUGUUAAAUCAACGAAAGAGGGUAGCGUCGAUUAAUAAAAAAAUAGCGGAAAGUCGUUGAUUAUCCGCGAAAAAGUAAUAAUAAUAACAAUAAUAAUAAUAAUAAUAAUAAUGUGAAUAAUUCUCGUCGAUACAGCUAUUCCUUCGUUUUUAACGAAACAAUUUUAUUUUCAAUUUUUAAUUUCUAAUAAUCGUUAUAAUUCGAUCGAUUCUCGGAUGAUAAUAACACGAUUAUUAUUUUGGUACACCGUUCUUUUGAAAAAAAAAAAAAGGAGAAAGAAAAGAAAGGAAGGUUUUUUUUUAUCCUUUUUAUCCUUAUAAUAGUGCGAGAAAACGAAGCGGAGCACAACGGUUCCCUCGUUGUGUCGCACGACCGUUCGUAUUCGAUUUGAUGUAAAUUACAAUCUGAAUGUGGCAAAUUUGAAAGAACAUUUCGUUUCUUCUUCAUUUCUCUAUAGAAAAUUUUCUUCGUAAUCGCCUCCCUCGUCGUUCGUUUUUCUCCCUUCAUCCUCUCGUCAAUCUCGUUGAUUUUCCGGUGAGAGAUAGAGAGAUAGAGAGAGAGAGAGAGAGAGAGAGAGAGAGAGA